Notothenia coriiceps (black rockcod) is the source of this 2262-nucleotide messenger RNA. RefSeq names its product leukocyte receptor cluster (LRC) member 9 (gene leng9). The transcript is spliced from 8 exons. NCBI's taxonomy places the organism in Eukaryota, Metazoa, Chordata, Actinopteri, Perciformes, Nototheniidae. Bases 250 to 1887 code for a protein of 545 amino acids. Gene Ontology annotation, molecular function: metal ion binding. The record is from RefSeq and is a predicted model, not a curated record.
AUUUGGCUGCGCGAGCUGUUUCUCAAUUUUACCCGUGAAGUCGAAAUGUUUCGAUUAUUUUUUAAAGCGAUAAGAAGGCCUUUAAACAACAUGUGUAUGCGCAAAGAUAAAAAGUUAUGUAAUGUAUCUAUAGAAGCUUUUUUUAGACGGAAAACACAAAAACUACAUUUCCCAUGAUUCAGUGUGCGAUAACAAACUCAGGGUCAAAGGGCAGUUAAAAUAAGCAUCGCGAGCUCCUUCGGUUUGAUCAUGGCAUCAGACGGAUUAGGAGGACCACCAGAGGAGCAGGCAGAGGAGGGGACCCUCCUGAGGGAAACACUCAGUGAGGAGGCAGGGGUUCCCCCUAACUGUGGAAAAGACACCUUAAGAGCCCCAGAAGCAGAGCAAGAUGAGAACAGAGUCGACGUGUGCCGGUUUUUCCUGAUGGGGAAGUGUCAUUUCGGCCCCAGAUGUCGUUUCUCUCACAGUAACCCAUCAGGAGAUGAUUCGGGGUCAGCUGACCAGGAUGACAAACAGGAAGGAGAGAAGACGGAAAACCCCAAGAAGAAAGUGAACAAAACAAGAAAGCCGAAAUAUGAGCCAAAAGAGGUGAACAAAAAGCCUCGCAUGCGCACGGCCGAUGAGGUUAUCUCUCGCAUCCUGUGGGACCAGUCGGCGGAUGGAUCAGAAUUUGUUGUUGGGUACGUGGACCGUUUCCUCGGUGUUCUGGAGCGUCCCUUCAACGACUUCAACUGGGACACAGACCCGUGCGACUGCGACUACACCGUGGAGCUGGCCCUGCCCCGACACAGGAUCCAGUACUUCACCUACAGAGGGCACCGCGUCUGGGACCGCCACAGCAGGACCGACCGGGUGUUCGGCUCCACCGGCCAAUCUCUGGCUCCCCCCUUUGGAGGGGUGGAGGAAGUAAAGGUGAACACAGAGGAGCCGCCGCCUGCUGUCAGGGAGCACCUGCAGGAUGAGUGUGAAACGGAGGAGGGUACUCCAACUGAGAACACUCAUCAGGAGGAAGAGGAGCAAAGUGAGAUGAAUAUUCACUGCCCUGCUGGAACAGAAGCAGCUCCAGAGUGUGGAGGAGACGCUUCUCCAGGAGAGGAGGCACCACCAUGUGUUAUGGAGGAGGCUGCAAUGAGCCCUGAGGCUUCGUCAGACCCAUCAUCCUUUUCCCAUAAAGACGGAGCAGACGGACAAGAGGGGAAUGAGGAAGGGGACGUUGCAGACUGGCAGGAAAGCUCGGACGGCAAAGAAGAUGCUUCGAAAUCAGCACCUCUGGAGCAACGAGAGCAGAAGAACGGUGGUCGCCCCCCUAAAAAGAAGCCCACGCACUUCAUCACCUUCAGGGCCAACACUCCUGCCAUCCUGUCCAGCUUCAAGCAGCUGCAGGAGGAGAUCACCUCCGUCCUGCCCUCCUCGGCCCCUCACUGGCAGUUGGCCAACACGCUCCACGUCACAAUGUGCCUUCUGAAUUUGCCCGGCCCAGCGGAGGUAGCCACCGCUGCAGAGGUCCUCAGAAAGUUUGCUCAUUUCGAUCGAAACCCCCCGGUGUCUCUGACCUUCCCUGUGAGGCUGAAGCACUUCAACGGGAAGGUGCUGUACCUCAGCCCCCAGCCUCAGAUCCACCUCCAGCAGCUGAACAGCGGCCUGCAGGAGGCCUACAGCGAGGAGGGGCUGCUCCACAGGGACUCCUUCAACCCACGAUACCACCUCACUCUGGCCAAGGUAGUGGGCAAUGAGGGAGAGAGGGUGUUUGAUCGGGUGUGGGACCUGAAGGUGGGGAAGGGUUUACAUUUUGGCCGUCUGCCGAUAAACACCCUGCACCUGUGUUCCAUGGACAUCUCAGAAGGAGAUGAUUUUUAUGAGACCGUGUGCACAGUUAGUCUUCGAUGAUAGAACACAUGCACUAAAUACAUGUAGGUUAUUACAAUGGGUGCAAUACCUCUGGCCAUGUGGCCUUAUCGACCAAAUCUCAUGUCUGUGUUUUAAGGUUUUAUGUUUAUUCAGAAAAGAUGCAGAAAUUCUGGUGAAGGACUUCUUUAUAUAAAGGGCUAAAGGGAGUAAACAAUUAAUUAAUGUUCAAUUAAAUUCAUCUUUAUUAAGAUGCAAAAGGUAUAUGAUGGUCCAUCUACUCUUUAAUAAUAUGAUUUGAAUGUAUGUUUUUUACUUAAUGAAUGCUUAAUUGUAAUGCACUAAGGGCCUAUGUCCCGCACAUUGACUAUUCAUAUUUCAAGAUGAGAAAUGAAUGUAGUCUGCACAGAAUAAUAA